UUCAUUCAUUCAUUCGUGUUUAUUCAUCCUGUAGAUCAGAUUACAUUGAUAUAGGACAUGUCACAUAAUAUAAAUUAUAAAAUUAACAAAAUACAGUAGAUUCUAAACCAGUAAACACAAGAUAUGUAAUGAUUAUUUACAUCUAGAUGUAUCAAACUUUCAAAAGGACAUCGUGCUGCAUGUAAAAAAAUGUUUUUCGUGAGUGUGUUAGUUGCAUUUAGUUGGAAUAAACGAGGAUUUUGAAUUUAAUACGAUUUCUGUUUGACGUCUUUUCCCAGCUUCGGCGGUCAUUUGCUUCCAUUGCUUCCGUAAUCACCUCUUGGGGGUAUUGCGUAUGCGUACAACCUUGGUUACCUUGAACCCGACACCAGUUCCACCACCUCAACCUUCCUGGUUGGGUUUACAGACUACUUGGCAGUAUACUUAUGGAAGUGUGGGCGAUAAGGAGAAGGUAUUGCCUUAGAUUUAACAGUGAUGCAGGUAUGUUUUGUUAAUGUGAUGACAUGGAAAAUAUUUCCAGAAAAAAAUACUUUUCUUCUCUGAAAAACAGAGGAAGGUACAAAGUGGCAGAAAUUAUAUCAAACUGUGUUGGUGCUGAUCUUCAUAUGAAACAUGAGAGUGUUAUCCUGUAAGAUAUUUUUCAACCAAGGAAACUUGAAACAUGUGCAACCCUCAGUUGUGGUGUGUCAGAAGAGGAGCAGGUCAAACAAGGACGAUGAUUACCAGUAUCUUCAAAGGAGUAAAGUACCUACAUUACAUUUCCAAGCUUCUCUGCCAAGACUUCCAAUUCCAGAACUGCAGAAAACUUGUGACCGUUAUCUAGCAGCUCAGCGGCCAUUGCUGUCAGCACAAGACUAUGCUAAGACUGAAGCUAUUGUCUCUGAGUUCAAGAAAGGGGAGGGAUUCUCUCUUCAGAAACAACUAAAGGACUGGGACGAGAAGAACAAACACACAAGUUAUAUUUCUGAACUUUGGUUUGACAAGUAUCUAAGUGACAGAGUUCCACUCCCAAUUAACUAUAACCCACAAAUUGUGUUUGUUAAUGAGAAAAAGCCUGGGUAUGGUACUCAGUUGAUCCGUGCAACCAACAUGCUCAUAUCAUCACUCAGGUUCAUGAAGUCCAUCCGAGCUGAGAUUCUGGAACCAGAAGUAUUUCAUUUGAAUCCUAAGAAAAGUGACACCAAACUAUUCCGAACGGUGACACGUCUCUUGCCGUCAUCACUCUCUUGGUAUGGUGCAUAUCUCUUUGGGGCUUUUCCACUGGAUAUGUCCCAAUAUGGAAGUUUGUUCAAUACUACAAGAAUACCAAAGAUUAACAAAGAUUCUCUUUUUCAAAAUGAAUAUGCCAAGCACAUGGUUGUGAUGAAGGGAGGAAAUUUCUAUGUUUUUGAUGUUUUUGAUAAAGAUGGUAAUAUUCUGCAGCCAGCAGACCUUUUGGCAUGUUUGAAGUACAUUUUGGAUGAUACAACUCCUCCAGCUGAGCACCCCAUUGGAGUAUUAACUACUGAGAACAGGAAUACAUGGGCUAAAGCAAGGCAACAUCUAGAAAAUAUAGGCAAUGUUGAUGUUUUAUCUUUAAUUGAUUCAGGCAUCUUUACUUUGUGCUUUGAUGAUGUUGAAAUUGCUGGGGAUCUCUACUUUUUGCUGCGCCAUUUUUUACACAGUGAUGGACAGAAUAGGUGGUUUGAUAAAUCAUUUUCGAUGCUCAUAACCAAGGAUGGAUAUGCGGCUCUAAAUUUUGAACACUCAUGGGGAGAUGGAGUUGCUAUCCUUCGAUAUUUCCAAGACAUGUUGAAAGACAGUUCUGAGAAUCCACGAAUUCACCCAGACACAAAGCCAUCCAACUGUAGACCAGAGAGUUUGGUCAGAAAAUUAGAAUUCAAAUUGGAUGAUAAAGCAAAAGAUUAUGUUUCUCAAGGUAAGAAAAAUUAUGAGGCCUUCUGCAAUUCCCUUCACAUCACUUACAUCGAGAUUCUAAAUCACGGUAGGAAGGACUGCAGGAAUUUCAAAGUUAGCCCGGAUUCACUCAUGCAGCUCGCUUUUCAGGUGGCAUUCCACAAGCAAGUUGGGAAGUUUGUGGCUACCUAUGAGUCUAGUAGUACAGCAGCCUUCAAACAUGGAAGAACAGAAACUCUCAGACCAUGCACAAUGGCUACAAAGACAUUCUGUGAAGCUGUGAAUAGGUCUAACAGACCAAGCAAUUCAGAGUUAGCUGCAAUGAUUAAGAAGUGUUCAGAAGUUCAUGUUACUCUCACAAAAGAAGCUGCUAUGGGUCAAGGAUUUGAUCGUCAUCUAUUUGGACUUCGUAGGCUUGCAGAGCAAGGUGGAGGAAAGUUGCCUGCAAUCUUCCAAGAUCCAGCAUAUGCUGCCAUAAAUCACAAUAUACUUUCUACUUCUACACUUUCAUCACCUUCAGUCAGAGCUGGAGGGUUUGGACCCGUUGUAAAGGAUGGAUUUGGUCUAGCCUAUAGCAUAUGGGACGAAAGUCUAGGUGCUGUUGUGGCAAGUUAUCCUCCAGCAAGAGAUGGUCCAGGCUACAUAGACUGCUUAAGAGCUGCCUUUGAUGAUAUUUUUGAAAUCUUGAAGUCAUCAAACACAUGAAGUGGAAACAUGUUAUAUUCUAUGCAAUUCCAACUGAAAAGUAAGAUACAGAGUUGUCAUAAUAUCUGCUUUUCCUUCGUGGCCUUUUAUAUAAGUGUACAAUUAUCAAUCAAAUACUGAAGCGUUUGUAAAGAGUUUUUUUAUGGCUGUUACUGGGUGAUAGGUGCACUGGAUAUGUUUAGAAGGGCACUGGCCUUUACAGAAGAAAUUGGAUACAAUUGGAAGUUUCAGUCUGGUAUCUGCAGUUAUGUAACACAACUUAUUUUGCAUUGGCAGAGUGAAGUUCAAUUAGCACAAUUAUUACACAUUAUGGGUGCCAUAUGUAAUGUAGCUUGUACUGUAAAGUAAAAUCCAAGGCAAAGGGACAUUGAAGGCAUUCUGUGUCAGAUCAUGCCAUAAAAAUGCAGUUUUCAGCCAGGCCUCCUUGAAUUUCAGUUGUAUGUGUUAUGUGUCAUUCCAAGUCAAAGAGCCCAGCUGGUCUGUAUUAAACAUGGGCAUGUCAUAUCUCAUGGAAGUAUGUUUCAUUACUGGUCGAGUGAGCCAAAAUUAAGCUCCAACUCAAUUAGGGCUAGAGUUAGAACAGUCUUUGCAUAGUGUGUUACGAAAAAAAAAAGCCAUCUGUUUCAGUCUCCAUUUCUGCUAUAAAAAACUGUUAAGAGUGUAGAGCACAUGUCUGCAACCAGUGGCCUAUGGGUGGGUCUUGUGACCUGUGAAUCCUUUUUGUGAAGCUCAUCUAUGAAUUAUAAUAAACCAAAAAGUGCAGAACUUUAGGGAAUCAUUCAACAUUCUAUGGCCAAAGUAAAAUAAUUUGAAAACUGUAACGAUAUCGGAUAAAAUAUAACUGUUGUAUGUAUACAACAAACAUACCUAUGCACUAAUGAUUAUAUUUUUAUUUCUUGUUUAUGUGUGAGUUGUGCAUCCUACACUAAAAGGUGGAAGUUGGAUGCAGUUUGCCAGUGCCAAAAGAUUGCCAACUCUUGGUGUAGGAAACUAAAAUUUGCCAUUUUCAUUCAUUUUGAUUAAAAGUUGGAACCCUCAUACAUACAGCAACACUGAUGAUAUAUGUAAUGCCAUAAUUUCAUAACUUAUUGAAGUCUACUCCAAACUUUAUAAGAGGAAAUGGUAGCUUGUACACACAGAAAUAUGCGAUUUUGUAAAUGUUUUUGUUACACUUCAUAUGCCAUGACUUAGCAGUACAAUAUUUCACCAAACUUUGUGUAAUACUUAUACUAUGUUUUGAUACAGCAUUUUUAUAGUUAAGUUUUCUAAGUCAUAAAUUGUCAGAAAGUGAAUGUUAAGUCAUAACUUGUUCUGUCUUUACAAGGACUUACUGUUUACCACAGAGUUUCAAGUUUCUGAUAGAAAUAAAGUGUUGUCUAUUAUA
Molecule: messenger RNA, 3985 nt
Organism: Cryptotermes secundus
Lineage: Eukaryota; Metazoa; Arthropoda; Insecta; Blattodea; Kalotermitidae
Gene: CPT2
Product: carnitine O-palmitoyltransferase 2, mitochondrial
Exons: 14
Coding region: 613-2601 (662 amino acids)
Biological process (GO): fatty acid beta-oxidation
Cellular component (GO): mitochondrion
Molecular function (GO): carnitine O-palmitoyltransferase activity
Source: RefSeq, a predicted model, not a curated record